Messenger RNA from Diplodia corticola, 1644 nucleotides. Its product is annotated as carboxylesterase. Lineage: Eukaryota; Fungi; Ascomycota; Dothideomycetes; Botryosphaeriales; Botryosphaeriaceae. Bases 1 to 1644 code for a protein of 547 amino acids. The record is from RefSeq and is a predicted model, not a curated record. The transcript has a single exon.
AUGAAGUCGUCGCCUUCGUUCCGAGCCGGUGCGGUCCGGGCCGUGCUGGCCUACACGUCGGCCGCCAGCGCCUAUCUCUACAACACCACCAUCAACACCCAGUAUGGCGCCGUGCAGGGCAUUCCCGCCCUCAACGCCACCUGCUGCUCCUACCUCGACGGCUGGGAGAGCGUGACCGUCUGGAAGGGCAUUCCCUUCGCCGCCAACACGGGCGGCGCCAACCGCUGGAAGGCCCCCCAGCCGCGCGAUGCCUGGAACGGAACCCUCGUCGCCGACAGCUUUGGGUCCGCAUGCCCCGCUGGCACCGCCCCCUACGGCGGAGCUGACACGGUCUACGACGAGGACUGCCUGAACCUCAACAUCUGGUCUUCGGCCAACUCGACGGCCGAGAAGCGCCCCGUCAUGAUCUGGAGCUACCCGGCUGGUGCCAAUGGAGCCUGGUCCAUGUUCGACGGCGGUGGCAUGGCCCUGCAGGACAUCGUCGUUGUGACGUACAACUACCGCACCGGCCCCUACGGCUGGCUGGCCCUGCCCGAGCUGUACGAGGAGUCGGGCAACGUCACCACGGGCAACUACGGCAUCCUCGACCAGGUUGCAGCCCUGAAGUGGGUGCACGAGAACAUUGCCGACUUUGGCGGCGACCCCGACCGCAUUACCACCGUCGGCCAGUCAGCCGGCAGCGCUGCCGUCUACCACACCGUCAACAGCCCGCUCGCCAAGGGUCUCAUCGUCGGUGCCAUCGCCGAGAGCGGCAUCCGCGACCCCCGUGACCCCGCCUCGACCUCGCUCGCCGAGGGCUACAACAACAUGUCCACUUCCAUCGCGCUGAGCAAGGAGCUGAUGGGCUACCUCAACGUCUCCACCCUCGCCGAGCUGCGCCAGGUGUCGGCCUACGACAUCAACGCCAACAGCGGCUUCACCUCCUUCUCCAACUGGCGCGGCACCCUCGACGGCUACGCCCUGCCCAUGACGUACAUGGAGCAGCUCCAGCGCGGCCCCGCCAACGACGUGCCCCUCAUCACCGGCAACACCAAGGACGAGUCGGGCGCCGGCUACGGCACCAACACCACCGUCGCCCAGUGGACCGAGACCCUGACCGAGACGUACGGCGACCUCGCCAGCGACUUCGCCGCCGCCUACCCGGCCACCAACGGCACCGAGGCCUCGAUGAACACCAACCUCCUCGCCCGCGACAUCUCGCUCGUCGGCUCGUGGAACUUUGCCAACUACUGGGCCCAGUCGGCCGCCUCGCCCAUGUACACGUACUACUGGGACCAUGCGCCGCCCGGCCAGACCCGCGGCGCCUACCACAUGUCGGAGAUCACGUACAUCUUCAACAACCUGUACGGCACCGACCUGCCGUGGGAGGCCGUCGACUACGACAUCGCCGCCACCCUCAACGCCUACUGGGCCAACUUCAUCAAGACCCAGAACCCCAACACGGGCGGCAGCAGCACCAACGGCUCGCUCGCCUACUGGGCCCCCAGCAGCAGCGAGAGCAGGACCACUUUCCACCUCGCCCCCGCCCGCCCCGCCAACGCCAACGGCUUGCCCUAUGGCUACGAGCAGGUGCCCGUUGCCACCGACGAGCGCGUCGAGUUGCUGCUCGAGUAUUUCAACUCGAGGAACGCUUCGACUUUGUAA